AUGGGACGGAACAAGAUCAAGAUCGAAAGGAUCACCAAUGAGAGGACUCGCUUGGCCACGUUCAACAAGCGCAAGAAUGGUCUGGUAAAGAAGGCCAUGGAGCUCGCCAUCUUGUGCGGCUGCGAAGUCGCCCUGAUCGUCAUCGGUAACAACAAGCUGACGCAGUACAGCAGCAGCGACAUGGAUCAGCUGCUCCUGCGCUACACCGACGGCGGCUUCGAAGAACCCCACGCCGAGCCCCUCACCAGCGACGACUACCCCAAGCUGUUCGGCAAGAAGAACAAGGCCCUCGUGACCGGCACGUGCGCCAGCAGCAAGGAGUCGCCCGCCAAGAAGGCCCGCGUUGAGAGCCCCGCCCCCCUCCAGGCCGCCUCCGCCGCCGCCCCCUCUCACCCCGUCGUCGCGGUCAAGCCCCUCGCCCCCGCCGCGCACCACGACGGCCGCUCUAGCCCCUCGGCCGCCCCCGUGCCGACGCUCGUGCCCCGCGGACCUUCGCCUCCUCUCGGUGUCAAGCCCGUGUCGCCCACCGCCGGCUUCGCCCGCCUCUCUGCGCCCCAGCAGCAGUUGGCCGCGAGCUACCCCGCGCCCUACAUGGUGGGUGGCGGCUACCCGGCCACGCGCACCGGCCAGUUCCCGUCGUCCCAGCAGCAGUCCUCCUCGUCCCCGUCCCGUAGCAACAUCAUCACCCCCUCCCUCUACUCUGCCCCGAGUACCUCCGCCAACAACGUCAACGCCAACAGCAGCACCCCCGGUGGCCGCAUCUCGCCUCCGAGCCACCGUGGUAGCUUCGCCGCGCCCGGCUCUGUGUCGCCCACGUUCGAGGGCGCCAAGCCCCAGUCGCCCCACUCCAACCCGCCGACUCCCCCCGGCAGCGGCGGCCAGUACGCCGAGGAGAUGCGCAGGGCCUCGUCGGCCGGCCGGCUCCACCAGGAGCAGCAGUUCGCGCAGAAGCUCAACAAGAAGAACCUCUCGCUGGCCAUCCCCGACGCCUCGUCGGUCUCCUCGGCCAGCUUCCCCGGCUCCUCCUCGUCGGGCCACUCGCGCCACACCACCUACACGCCGGGCUUCACCGGCCUCAACGUGCCCUCGAGCAUGCCCUUUGGAGCCGAGCACGACCACAUGUCGCAGCACUCGGCCGUCCUGCCGUCGCCCUCGACCUUCUUCGCCGGCGAGACCCCCGAGCCUGCCAGCUACGCCAUGCCCGCGUGGGGCAGCUGGAUGGCCUCGUCCUCGCCCAGGCACCUCCAUGACUCACUGCCCCAGGAGCGCUUCCUCUCGCGUGACCUCAACAUGGCCCUCCACGACGGCACCCUCCACCAGCAGCUCCAGCUCGGCAAGCAGCUCCCCUACACGGUCGGCGACAAGCGCAAGGCCCAGGACCUCCUCAAGGUUCUCUGA
This is a messenger RNA of Acanthamoeba castellanii str. Neff, 1398 nucleotides long. Its product is annotated as SRFtype transcription factor (DNA-binding and dimerization domain) domain containing protein. Gene Ontology annotation, molecular function: protein dimerization activity; DNA-binding transcription factor activity, RNA polymerase II-specific; RNA polymerase II cis-regulatory region sequence-specific DNA binding. Gene Ontology annotation, biological process: positive regulation of transcription by RNA polymerase II. NCBI's taxonomy places the organism in Eukaryota, Discosea, Longamoebia, Acanthamoebidae. Bases 1 to 1398 code for a protein of 465 amino acids. The transcript has 3 exons. The record is from RefSeq and is a predicted model, not a curated record.